GUCGUGAACUGCCUAUUAUGUGCCCCAGCUAGAAGGCCGCCGGCGAACGAAGACACUCUUAGAGGAUUAUGGUACAGGUAAAGAAUCGGACUGUGCAACCGUCCGAGCCAAUCCUGUCGUGGAUCGCGGCAAUGAGUGGCAAUGCAAGACGCACCAAUGCGGCUUGCAAUGAUAAGAUCCAUCAUACACCGUACUCAGCGAGGAUUCAUCCUUGUCGGCGAUUUGGGCGAAAUGGUGAGCUCGAUAAUCUUGCUUUUCGCUUUCGACAAGACUCUCGGUCCUGCUUUAUUGAGAACGUCGGUCAUACCCUGGGAGAAUGUGAUGCGCCACAAAGUCCGUUUCUCUGAAUUUCAGUAUCUUUUGAUGCAAGAUGAUUGCACUGCUGGACCCUUUCGCGCAAUUCCUCAGGGGACGACUGCCUAGACAUAGGGGGAAGGCCUUCAAAAAGUCGCCCUUCGUACACUUGAGUCGCCUG
Messenger RNA from Aspergillus glaucus CBS 516.65, 475 nucleotides. RefSeq lists its product as uncharacterized. The record is from RefSeq and is a predicted model, not a curated record. NCBI's taxonomy places the organism in Eukaryota, Fungi, Ascomycota, Eurotiomycetes, Eurotiales, Aspergillaceae. Bases 142 to 423 code for a protein of 93 amino acids. The transcript is spliced from 3 exons.